GAUCCACGCUGGAGUGGAAGUGCCUGGGAGAGAAAGAGGGAGAGAGAUCAGGUUACAGAAAGGAACCGGGAGAGACAGAGAGAAAGGGGCUUGGCCAGUGAGAGGGGAGGUGGGCGGAGGGUCCCUUUCUCUCUCUCCCUCUGUCUGUUUCUCUCUCUCUCUGCCUUUUUCCCCCUCCUCUUUCUCUCUCUCUCUCUCUCCCAAGCUCUUUGUUCCCCCCCCCAACUCCCCUCCUCUCUCUCACACUCCCCCCCCCCGCCACCACCACCACCACCACACACACACACACACACACACACCCUCCCCAACCCACCACCACCACCCAACCCCCCUCUCAAGUCUUUGUUAGCCAUGCCUAGCCUGGUAGUAUCAGGGAUAAUGGAAAGGAACGGGGGUUUCGGCGAGCUAGGCUGCUUCGCGGGGAGCAGCAAGGACAGGGCGCUGCUGGAGGAUGACCGAGCUUUGCAGCUCGCCCUGGAUCAGCUGUGCCUGCUCGGGCUGGGGGAGCCGUCCUCCUCCUCCUCCUCCGCCGCCGUGGUGGUGGGAGCGGAGGACAGCAACAACAACAACAAUAACCCGCCGCCGCCGCCGCCCCAGCAGCCGCCCCAGCCCCAGCCGCCCCAGCCGCCGCCGCAGCAGCCGCCGCCCCCGCCGGCCCCGAAGGGCUCCGCGACCAUUUCGUCCUCCGCUUCCACCGCCGAGACCAAGUUGUGCGCCUUGUACAAGGAGUCGGAGCUGCGACUGAAGAGCAGCUCCAACACCACGGAGUGCGUCCCCGUGCCCAGCUCGGAGCACGUGGCGGAGAUAGUGGGCAGGCAAGGCUGCAAGAUCAAAGCUCUGAGGGCAAAGACCAACACCUACAUCAAGACCCCGGUGCGCGGUGAGGAGCCGGUCUUCAUGGUGACGGGGCGGCGGGAGGACGUUGCCAUGGCUAGGCGGGAGAUCAUCUCAGCAGCUGAGCACUUCUCCAUGAUCCGGGCCUCCCGCAACAAGGCCGGCACCACCUUUGGCAGCGCCCCUACCCUGCCUGGCCAAGUCACCAUCCGGGUCCGUGUACCCUAUCGUGUGGUGGGCUUGGUAGUGGGUCCCAAAGGGGCCACCAUCAAGCGGAUCCAGCAGCAAACCAAUACCUACAUCAUCACACCCAGCCGGGACCGGGACCCCGUCUUCGAGAUCACAGGGGCACCGGGCAACGUGGAGCGGGCCCGGGAGGAGAUCGAGACCCACAUUGCAGUGAGGACAGGCAAGAUCCUGGAAUACAACAAUGAGAAUGACUUCCUGUCAAGCAGCCCUGACUCGGGCAUGGAGAACCGCUACUCAGAGGCGUGGCGGGUCCACACACCUGCUCCAGGCUGCAAGCCCCUCUCCACCUUCCGACAGAACAGCCUUGGGUGCAUUGGUGACUGCUCUGUGGACCCGGUCUACGAGACACCCCGACUGAACGACCAAAAUGACUUCAAUUAUGGUUACCUCUUUCCUAACUAUGGUGUGAACAAACAAGAUCUCUAUUAUGGGGUGCCAGAAUCUGGUGCCCCCAUGUGGGCCGGGCAGGAAAACACCAACCCCGUCUCAGUGCUCUUCUCUAAGCAGCAGCGAUCCGGCAGCACUGGUGCCGUCCAUCCUAACUCGCAUCGCUCCCCGUCCUCUUCUAUCCAAGAGCCUAACCUCUCUGGGCUCCCCAGAAGGUCUCAAGGGGAACCACUGCAAGGAUUUUCCAAGCUGGGAGCCAACACCACUGCCCGGACAUCCAUCUCCAGCAGUCGGGAGUGCAUGGUGUGCUUUGAAAGCGAAGUGACGGCAGCCCUGGUGCCGUGCGGCCAUAACCUCUUCUGCAUGGAGUGCGCUGUGCGGAUCUGCGAGAGGACCGACCCGGAGUGCCCGGUUUGCCAUGCUGCAGCCACUCAGGCUAUUAGAAUAUUUUCUUAAAGAGACAGGACGGGGUUGGGGGGGGAAGUGGGGACCGAAAUGGGGAGGGGGUGGGAGUCCAAUAAAAAGAUGAUGAUGAUAAUAAUAAUUAAUGACAUCUGAAGACUAAACGAAUGAAUGAAAGAAUAAAAUAAUUAAUUUAAAGAAGAAGAAGAAAAAAGAAAUUAUUUUACGAGCAAUGUACAUUAUUUUUUAAAAAAAGAAGUGAAUAAUAAUAAAUUAAAAUGAAUAGAAAAGCCAGAAAUUUUGAAGGGCAAACGAUGCUCCAGCCUACGAUGUCUUUUUAAAACAAGUACUCUGAACGCACACUUGGAUCUCGGAAGCAAAGCGGUUUAGUUAAUUUUUUUUUUUGUGGCGAGACAGGACUCAGAGCUCCUCUGCAUUGACCACACUUGGUCAUCUUUAUUUGACCAGGACACUGGGGGCACAUGGGAAAUGAGGGGCUUCCCCAACAGCUCUUCCUUCCCCACCGACACUCCCUCUUUUAACUUGGUCUGAAGCUGCCCCCCCCGGGACAUCAAACCAACCGGCAGACAAGAGCUCAGAAAGAAAAGAAAACAGAUGGCAAAGGGGGAAAAAAGAGAGAAAAAAAAACCAUCAACCUCUGGGAACCUGUUAGAACGAGGGCACAACUCUAUUACCUCAAAGAUUUUAAAAAAUACAAACAAAAAAAAAACCACAAAACAGCAGCUAAAGAACUUUUAUUGUUUUCCUUUUUUUUCUAAAAAAAGAACAUUGAAAAAACAAAUAAAAAUGACGCCGGUGAAACUGAAGAAGGUUUGGAAGAACCUGUAGGAGUCACACUGGGUGCUUAGCAUUUAUUUUAUUAUUCUGAGCCACCACGGAGUUUGGAACUCUGUUUUGUUUUUUUUGUUUUUUUAAUUCCAAACAGGGAUUUGUUCAUCAGAUGAAUCAGGAGUCACUAACAGGGUAUUUCAAAACCAGUCUUGAGUUCCCAUCCAAGGGCAAAGAUUGACUUCCAUGUUUCCAUAGUUCAUCUUCUUUGCUUUUUCCAAGUGAUACCAGCUGCAGCUCUCCACAUACACACACAGAGCAUUGUUCUUUUCUUAAAGUACACACACACGCUAACAUUCUUUUCUUUUCUUAAAAAAAGUAUACCGCACCAAAACCUAAGAAAGACGAUCAUGCAAUACAAGCAAUGAGCCCAUUUGAAACCAACAUGCAUCCCGACAGAAAGCAAAAAAACGAGUUUAUAUGUAUAAUUUUGUCGUCGUCGUUUUUAAACUGGACCAAAACUUUUGUUACCCAAAACCAAGUGGAAAAUUUAAAAAAAAAAAAGGAAGAAGAAAAUAUUUCUUUAUGGACCAAAACCUCUUCAACUGUCCUUAAUCUGGAUCUUCCGGAGGUUGCCACUUUUAUAUAUUAUAUUUUUUUCAGAACAAAACAAAAAAAUAAAUAAAUGAAUUGCCUUGUUGAACAUCCUUUUAAUCAUUUGAAGACUCCUGGUUUUGUUAAAUCAGAUACUUUUUAAACUGUUGGGAAGUGGGAGAGACAGGCUUCAAAUCUGGCCUCGACGCCAAUCACAAUCCAGCAUCUUAACGUGAUCAGGUUUGUUCAACCGGUACCUGGAUGCCAAAUUGCCAUGGUGGCAAAGUUACGUGUGUUGGAUUAACCUACCAAGUACCAAUAUAUAUAUAUAUAUAUAUAUUUCCCCCCACCCCACUCUUUUCCUACCCCCAAAUUACUUCUACUCACGAAUCCUGGACCCUGAUUUAGAACUGUGGACCAACGAGCUUAGCAACUUGGGAGAGACAGUUCUACAGCCAAAAAGUAAAUAAAUAAAAAUAGCCAGAGAUGUUCCUUGAGUUACAGGAGACUUUAAUUUCAUCGUAAUGUGCUUCCUGGGACUAUCCCCUCUUCCUCUUGAUUCUUUGCCACUCAACCCCAACUGAGCCCCUCUACAAUUCAUUCAAGACAUCCUUCGGUCACAUACAGGGGGUGGAUUGCUGAUACUGAGGCAGGCCUCUGUUUGGACUUUAGCCUCGGAAAAGGUCCAUGUAUGAUCUUCAGAUGUUAGGUGGAGGGGCGUGAGAUUUUGUACUUAUAACACUUUGCAUUGAUGGUGGAUUGUUAUACAGGGCAGGGGAUAGACAGCGGUAGGAGGUUGCGCUCCUAGGUUCUGCAGCGGAUGCUGAUAGAAAAUGUUGUACUAAAGGGGACGCUGUCAUGUCAAAGUUAUCUGACCCCUCUUCUUCCCCACACAGCUUUAACAAACCUUAAAGCAGCCUAAUUCUCCAUUGCCCUGCACCUUCUGCAGUCAUUUAUACCGCUGCAAAGAAGGUGUCAAACUGCUACCAAAUCACAGCCAUAGCAUUUUAGACCCACUUGCUUGUGUUGUCAUUUAUGCCAGUGCUGCAGGACAAUGGCGAAUUGGGCCUGUUGCCUUCCAUAGGAGCAAGAGGCUAGGUACCACUCAAAUCUUGAAGGCUUAAGUGGUGCAUGGGAUUCGGGCUGUUCCCAAUGUGCAGGAGUGAGAUACCCUCCCAGCCGCUUCAAUGGAAACACGGCCUCAGUGAAAACUUGAGGAUCUGUCCUGUUCUGACCACGUCCUUUUCAGAAAGGGUCCAAUAAUUAUUUGAAAUCUGUUUGUUUCGAUCCCAAUAGAAGAGAAGGAAAGGUAAAAAAUAAGUUUUCUUUUUGGGGAGUAACUCCCACAAUUCUGUUCCUCUUUGUGCAUACCUUUCCUACUGAUGUCAGGAGAGUGGUUGGGGGAAAAAGUGGGUUGGAAAUCAGACCACCCUUCCAAAGGCGCAUUCAGAAAUAUCUGUGUUGGUAACGGAUGGGAUUACAACACAACAGCCGGUGCUUCCCUGGCUGAGUCCCAUGGGGCCAAUAUCUUAGUUGAGUGACUAGUCAUGAUUGGCUAAGUGAAGUCUGUUCGUGGUAAUGUGAGCGAGUUUUUGAUCAAUGUUUUUCUUUGAUGCCAGGUUGUGAAGAGGUUUGGGUGGGAUGGGGUGGGGUGGGAUGGGAUGGAGUCGGGUGGGAAGAUACCCAGACUGGGGACCUGGUGUGGACUGGGGCCGUAUUCUAGCACUGACCCUAGGGAGUGGUGGGGAGGAAGGUAUGGGAGCUUAGAAUCUCUCCCUUCCCUUCAUGAAAUAAAGUGACGUAAAAGCCUCCUGCAUGCUGAAAAUGUUAGAAAAACCUUUCUAAAGGGGGAAAAAAAAAAAAAAAAAACCCUAACCCAAACAAUUAUCCAAGCUUGUUGAUCGGAACCAGGAGGGGAAGCCCUCCGUAUGGCCGGUAGGCAGCCUGUCCAUAUCUCCAUGGACUGGGCUUUCCCACUCCAGCUUCCAAGUCGGCCUUUAAUGAAAUGUUUAGUUCCAAUAACCUUUUUAUAUAUAUAUAUUUAUAUAUAUAUAUAUAUAUAUAUAUACACACACACACAUAUACAUAUAUAUUAAAAGAAAGCUUGAUGUAGCAGUUCUAGUUUAUACUGAGUAGCAGUAUUGCGACCUGUUUUAUUUUGUUCUCCCUUCCUUACCCCUCUUCUCCCUCCCCAUAUUUUGAUGUAGCAACUUCAGAAGAAAGAACAGCAGGCUGCAGGUGCACCAAGAGCUACCUCUAGUCUGAGAGGGGGCUGUACUUUCGGGGGCAGCGGGGUACAGGGGGCCUAAAUCCUCUUGAACUCCUGUAGGGGGCAUUCAACUGAUGGAAUGCCCCAGGCCCCGCCUCUUAGCAGCUCGCCAGGACCCCAGCGUGUGGCUGAGCAUAAAUUUGCAUAACUCUUUAUUUUCUUUUUAAAUAUAUGUAUAUAUAUAAAAAAAUCUUUAAAAAAAAAAAAACCCACAAAAAAAUAAAAAAAAAUCAACAACACAAAAAAUGCCCAUGACCUUAACUAUUUGCUCUGACUUAUACCUUCCUGGACAGGUGACUAGAAAUGGCUUGUUGGUCCAAUUCACCAGCAAUAAGGAUGAAAGAAAGAAAUGCCCCCACUCCAGUCUAAUGUGUCUGUACUGGGUUUUAUUUGCUAACCUACACGCAGUGUAAAUCUGUAUGGCUGUAUUUGCUGUGUGGGGUAAGGUACUGGGUGACCCAUCUUGCAAUUGUUGCACCCGUGCAAAUGUCUUUAGUUUGGACAAAUCCUUAGUGUCUCCACCUUGCAGUCAUGGGAGAGGGGACAUAUUUCAGGACUCCAUGAGGCACUAUUUGGGGUGCGAAAUUUAUGGGGAUCAACCUUCCCCUUUGGCUCCCCUAAAACAUCUCCGGUGGAAAGAGGGCAAUGUUGGACUGAAAUGCAACCCAGCAAAUGUGACCAGUAUCAGGUCUCAUUUGAGUUGUUCCACCCUCUCCCCACCUCAGGGUUUAAGAACAAACAAUGCUCAGUGGGAGCUGGAUCAGCCCCCAGUCCUGCAAACACUUACACCUCGCUAUCAUGAAUCAUCCCGUUGAAAUCAAUAAGGCUUCUGGUAAUAGUAAAGUUACGUGUGUGCCUAAGUAUUUGCAGGAUUGGGGCCUUAGAGGAUAGGUCUCUGCUAAUGCUGCUGCUGCCACUCUACCUCUCGGCACUGCUGGACAGGCUAGAGGAGGGUUGUAACUUCAGCAUCGGGCGAUACUAAAGUCCAGUGGGCUCCUGGGAGAAAUGGAGCAGGUGGGGGCUUGACCAUAUAUAACAGCAGUGACCAUAUAUAACACCUCAGCAAUUGCAUGAGGGGCUUGAUCCUGUCAAGGUGCACAGCGGUGUAGGCACAUGUUUAAGUGCUUUGUGGGACCGCAGCCAGACUGCACAGCAGAGGGCAGGACGGAGCCCUCGUUGUGUGUUGGGGGCCAAGCCUGCGAGUCAGUAGGAGGUGAAAUGGCUCGGAUAGCAUGCUGAUGGGCACUCUUCCAAAGAACUAGAUCGGUUAGAUGCAUAGGUGGAUGAGGAAAAAGGGACAUCUCUGGUACGUUGACCUGGGACCUGAUUUAUGCAAAUAGUUCUUAACUCGUACUGGUAGUGACGUUAACGUAAUUUGGGACUGAAGAGUGCUGAGCCCUUUCUCUGGAGGCUCUCAGGACCUGGCAGGAUUGGGCCCUUAGGAGUCUGAGUGGGUAGAGAAAACAGAGACAUAUCUGGUAUCCAAUUCAGCAGAGCCUUGGGAUUUAAGCACAUGCUUUGUUGAAUAGGAAUGGAUUUAAUCCUGUGCUUAAAGAUAAGCACACGCUUAAGUGCUUUGCUGAACUGGGGCCUAAUCCUGCAAUCUUUACUCACUUAGACAACUAGUUCUGAUGGGCGAGUAAAGAUUUUUCAGGACUGGGGGGAGAUCCCUUAGUGUUAUAUAUGGUACUGCAAGCUUUUGGGACAAAGCACCCCUUGAUGGUGGACUGUGACACUAAAGAAGAUGGGGGCUGUGACAGGAUGUUCAGAGGAGGGGUUAAUUAAUUAAUAACAUCUGCUUUGCCUGUGAAAGGAGACACAAAUAUGCUAUGUCUUUGGCCAUUAUUUUAGAGGUAUCGGGGAGGGGUUGCGGGGGUGGGGAGGGAUGACUUGGGGAGGAGGGAUGAUAAAUGUAACAAAGGGGCAGGGAGGGAUAUAAAAUAUACUGUGAUAUCCUCAUCAUCAUAAAUUAUAUAGAGAAUAGUAUGUAUUAUAAUACAUAAAAUUAAAAAAAGAACCAAAAUUGGAUUUAUAUUUAAUGAGGAGAUACUAUAAGAAUAUCUUGUCCUAGCUCCCAUUUGCAAAUGUAUUUUUCAGCUGGAGGGAUAUCUAUUCUUUUUUCUCUUUUCUUUCUUUCUUUUUUUUUUUUUAAAUCUUCAUACAUGCAAAGGCUAAGACUGUUAACAUUCAGAACCUCUUAAAUCAAAAAUAUUCAACUUGCUUAUUUGGUGUUUGACUUUUUAUUUGGGUUCUUUUCCAGGUGUUUUUUAAAAAUAAAAAAGAGAGAGAGAGGAGGAAAAAAUAAGAUUUAAAAAUUAGAACAUUUCUUUAUAAUUUAAUAUUCUAUUUUAAUAAAUGCAUUUAUUACAUGUAAAUGUAGCAAGGAACUGGGCUAAUAAAAAUACUUUUUAUUAGGUAAUUUAUUAUAAGAAAAAAAAGGAUAUUUUAUUUUAUGAUAAAGUGAUCCUUAAAAAGUUUAGAAGGGUUAGACUAUAUGUAGGUUAAAAAAAAUACAUUUGUAUCCAGAGUAUUGCUUAAAAAGUGUUUUUAAUAUAUGUUUCUUUUUUUGUGUGUGCGUGUGUGUAUGUAAAAGUUGAUAGUUACAGUGCAAAUGGCCCUUCCCAGAAAUAAAAGUUACACACAGUUGUAUGUAUUUUAAAAAAAUUAAAAAUUAGAGAAGAGGAAAACCACUAUGAAUUCAAAAUCUUGCUGCCAUUUAAAACCCCAGUCCUCCCAACAGCCCCUCAUAUGUGUCACUUCACAUAUGGGAGUAGUCCUGUUGCCUGGGGGAGUAAAGUUAUCAGCAGGCAUGAAUCUGCAAGAUUGGGCCCUGAGUCAUUGCAGGAUCGGGCCACAGCCUUUGCUAAAUCAGUGACAUGUUUCACUAUGGCUUCAGUCCAGGAACCCAUCCCUGUAUGGGAAAGCACUUGAGCAUAUGCUUAAUUACCAGUAGAGUCGAGGGUUAAUCAUGUGCUUGAGCAUUUUCCUGUCUGGUGCAAUCAUGCUGUCAUUUCAAGCCCUGAUUCAGUGAAGCACUUAAACACGUUCUUAAGUCCCUUUGACUUGAGCAGGACUUAAAGUUAAGCAUGCACUUAAGGACCUGAUCCAAAGCCCAUUGCGUGAAUUCCUGGCCUCACUGAAGUUCUGCCUUUGACUUCAGCAAGGCCAGGUUUUCACCCCUUGACCCUAAGGUGCUUUGGGUCAAGCCCUUUGGUGUGGAUCAGAAGCUUGAUCCUGAGGACUGUAGGGAGCGGGAUUAUUGAUCCGCCACAAGGGCCCAACCUUGCAGACGCUAUCAGGCGCCUGUUGUCAUGAGUGGUUCCACUGUACCCAGUAGCUUUUACAGGAUGAGGGCCUUAAUGCAGCCUUCUUAGGGUAUAGUAAGUGAUACGACCAAGCCAGAAGGAUGGGGAAGAGGGUACACAAAAUAGAACCCAUCUUUUUAAUAUGGAUUUCUGGCUACCCUGACCUUGCCCUCUUUUGACCUCCUACAAACUAGAGCAGUAACAGCACCUGGUGCAAAAAACCAUAAAGAUAAUGCAUCCUCUUUAAGAAAAUUGUGGGCUUUUGAAUGGGAUGGUGGGCAUGUUCAUUCCCCUGCACCCUUUUAGCCAUUAAGGUCCCGAUCCAGCAAAGCGUAUGUUUAAAUCCAUCCCUGUUCAGGAAAGCACUUAAGUGCUUUGCAUGAUCUUGGCUCAAGGACCUGACUUGCAGAAGUGCUGAGCACCCUUGACCCCAGUACAAGUCAGCGGGAGCUGUGUUUACUUGCGUCAGCUCUGAAAAUCCAACCUUAAUGGUAUUCACCCUUUUCAAGGCAUCAGAAAGGUGGUAGUGGGGUGUUUCUAAUCUGUUGCCUUCUAAAGAAGCAUUUUAAAAUAAGAAUUGUUUGUUUUUAACCAAAAAGAGGGGGGGGGAGUUUGAGUUGAUGGGUAUAAAAAUAUUAAAAUAAUAAUAAUAAUAAACAUUGAAAUUUAUUUCAUAUAAUCCUAUAGAAAAGAUUAAAAAAUAAAUAAACUUAACUAGUUCAUAUAGUAGAUGCUAUCCAUAUUGUUUUAUCUAUAGGAGAGGUGAUGAUCCCAGACAGAACAGAAUGUAAACUAAACUUGUAAACAAGGUCAGUUGUUCCUGUUUUAAUUUCCCCACAGGUUCCAUCCAUUUUUGCUCAGUGCUAUUUCCUGAAACUUAAAAAAAAAAUUUCAAACCUCCACCUGGUACCUUCUGUCAAUCAAAGUCCUGAAGUUAUUUUUAUAGAGGGGGAAAAGUGGGAUCUGAUAAUACGUAUUUUUUUAGGAAAGAUCAGUUUGGGGUUUUAUGUUCCUUUCUUUAAUGUAUAAAAAUUGGCUAUCCACUGAACACACAAAACUGGCAAGUAAGGCCCUUGUUUUUGCCUUAUUCUGAACUCCAACCUUGGGCUAGCAUGGGUGGAAGUGGAGAUUUCAGAGAAAGAAGGGUUAAAAGUAAAUAUCUCGCAGUUGUUAUGUUUCUUGUACUAUUACUUUGGUUUUUUAAAACUUCUCAAAAGCACUAAUGCUUUUGGAAGGUCCCUGAAGCAGGCUGGUGGAGACAAGUUACAUUGUACAUAGGCAGAGAGGCAAAGGAAAGUGAAAUCCCUUCUGUAAAGGUAAAGAAACGUGCUGUAAAAGGAUGGUGCUUUUUAACCUCUUUCUUCUUCCAAGUGUCUUGAGGUCAGAGGAGUGCGUCCACUGCCUCAUGGGUCAUGCAGUGUUGGGGCCUGCGUUUCAUUUGCACCUAAGGCCGGUGUCUUCAAGUGACUGGUGUGAAUGAGAAUCAGGCCCUAUGACACUGUUCUGCCAUAGGUAUGGCUUCUAGGUGUGGGAUUCGUCUAGGGUCCUGUGUGAUGCACCGGUUGGACUCACACACUGUGCAACUCUCGGAGCAAAAACUGAUGGCAAGUUUCUCUUGGAAAUUCUAAGUCCAGCCUGUUAAUAUUCUGCACCCUGACCAUCUGAGCCACACAGGGAGAGCAUCAGGCCAUUAAGCCCAGAGAUGAAAUACCCCUCUGGAUGAGGUUAGCCUCCAAAGUGUCAAGU
Messenger RNA from Chelonia mydas (Green sea turtle), 10575 nucleotides. It is a transcript of the gene MEX3A, whose product is annotated as mex-3 RNA binding family member A. Lineage: Eukaryota; Metazoa; Chordata; Testudines; Cheloniidae. The transcript has 2 exons. The record is from RefSeq and is a predicted model, not a curated record. The coding region runs from base 352 to 1926 and encodes 524 amino acids. Gene Ontology annotation, molecular function: RNA binding.